Molecule: messenger RNA, 320 nt
Organism: Ambispora gerdemannii
Lineage: Eukaryota; Fungi; Glomeromycota; Glomeromycetes; Archaeosporales; Ambisporaceae
Source: the annotation of a GenBank genome assembly
CGGUUGCUGAAAACAGUUUCUCUAUUCCAGCAAUGAAGAAGAAAGAUGCACGGCUCUGUCAUUUAUCUUUAGGAUAUAGCUCUUUUUACAAACCUAGUUUGCUUGAUUGUGAUUCUUCUAAUUGUUUUACUACUAAUAUUAUAACUACUGAAGAAACAGGUCGGUUAGUUUGUGAACUCACCGACGAAGAACGAGAAGAAUCAUCGGAAAAUAGCACUCACGUGGCUGAUACCGUGUUCAUAAAGCUUGGAGAACUUCUGGAAUCUCAGAAAGAAUCAACAGAAAUCUUGGGAGACUUGUCAGAAGAGUUUAAAAAAUAG